AUGAGAUCACAACGAGGAUAUCGAGGACAACGGGCACAACAUCCACAACUACCAUUACAACAUAUGGAUGUUCAUAAUGUGGAAGUGCCGGCAAGAACAGUUACAAAUAUUGAACAAAUUAAACAAAGACAUUUACAUCAAAAACAUAAUCCUGGUCAACGAUCAACAGCUGUUAAUUUAGGAAUAUCUUUAGCAAGUGUUCAUCGUGCGAUGAAAAAAGAUUUACAUAUUAAACCAUUUCAUAAAUUUAAAACAUCCAAGAUGACUAAUGAUCAUGUUAAAAGUCGAGUCAAAAUCAUUAAUUCUGAUUAUUCAGCUAAGAUUGGUUUACAAGUACCGAAUAAUACAAAAAACAAUGUGGUUUAUGGUGAAACUCGUGAAUCAAUACCACGUGAAUUAUUAGAAGCACCAACAGCAAAUUUUUUUAAAGGUUUUAUGAUGUGGAGUGCAAUCAGCUGGCGUGGACUUAUACCUAAAAAUGAUCCGAUUUUUAUUGAUGAAUUUUUAGAUGAAUAUGAAUGGCGUCAUGGUGAAAAGAAAACCAUGACUGCCCAAAGAUAUAUUGAUUUAUUGAAACAAAAUAUAAUUCCAUCAAUUGAAGCAAGAUAUAUGGAUUAUGAUUAUAUUUAUCAAGAUGAUUACGAUUCUAUUCAUCGUGGAAAAAUUACAUUAGAUUUCAUAGAAGAAAAUAUGCCAUCUCGUAUUAUGCCUGAAGAUCAAGCGUCAAAGUUAGCAUACAAAACAUGA
Molecule: messenger RNA, 747 nt
Organism: Rotaria sordida
Lineage: Eukaryota; Metazoa; Rotifera; Eurotatoria; Philodinida; Philodinidae
Source: the annotation of a GenBank genome assembly